UGUGGGCUAACUGGCUUAGAACGAUUGCAGAGAGUAGUUAAGGAGACAAAGUUGAAAGAAAAUCGUAAGGAAAUGUCGACUUUGGUGUCUCUUCCUUCUUCGCCUCGCGAGGACGCCAUCGCGCUUUACCGUGCUUUCAAGGGACUAGGUUGUGACACUGCAACAGUUGUCAACAUCCUCGCCCAUCGUGAUGCUGCACAGCGUGGCCUUAUACAACAAGAGUAUAGAUCCAUGUAUGCUAGUGACAUUAUGGAUCGUCUGGCUUCAGAGCUUAGUGGCAAUCUUGAGAGAGCAAUUUUGCUUUGGAUUCAUGAUCCAGCCUCACGUGAUGCAACCAUAAUAAGGAAGGCACUAACUGGGGACAUCAUUGAUUUGCAUACUGCUACUGAAGUAAUAUGUUCUCGAACCCCAUCCCAAAUACAAGUAUUUAAACAACUAUACUAUGCAAAGUUUGGCAUUUACCUUGAACAUGAUAUCGACUAUCAAGCCUCUGGAGAUCACAAAAAGUUGCUGCUUGCAUAUUUAAGUAAACCACGUUAUGAAGGACCUGAGGUUGAUCGAGCGAUGGUAGAGAAAGAUGCUAAAGCUCUUUAUAAAGCUGGGGAGAAGAAAUUGGGCACUGAUGAAAAAACUUUUAUCCAAAUUUUCAGUGAAAGAAGCUGUGCACAUUUGGCUGCUGUUAGUUCUGUUUAUAAAGAUCAUUAUGGAAACUCACUGAAGAAGGCAAUUAAGAGUGAAACAUCUGGAGAUUUCGAGUUCGGUCUUUUGACAAUCCUAAAAUGUGCAGAGAAUCCUGCGAAGUUUUUUGCAAAGGAGUUACACAAGGCUAUGAAAGGCUUGGGAACUGAUGACAAGACACUUGUUAGAAUUGUUGUUACAAGGACUGAGAUGGAUAUGCAGUACAUAAAGGCUGAGUACCAGAAGAAACACAAAAAAUCCUUGGCUGAUGCAAUUCACUCGGAGACAUCAGGCCAUUAUAGAACCUUCCUUCUUACGCUUCUGGGUCAACACUAGCCAGGCAAAGAUGGGUUUUCAUGUAAAAAUCUCAUGUCAUGGUUUUAGAAGUUUCUUUCAGGUUUUAGUCAUUGUCUGUUAAAAAUGUGAAAUAAAUUCACCAUACUGGUGUAAAACUCUGCAUAAGUUUAUGGUUAAUGUUUGUUCAAUUCCUUGGUGUA
This is a messenger RNA of Nelumbo nucifera (sacred lotus), 1175 nucleotides long. It is a transcript of the gene ANN5, whose product is annotated as annexin 5. Gene Ontology annotation, molecular function: phosphatidylserine binding; calcium ion binding; calcium-dependent phospholipid binding. Gene Ontology annotation, cellular component: cytoplasm; plasma membrane. NCBI's taxonomy places the organism in Eukaryota, Viridiplantae, Streptophyta, Magnoliopsida, Proteales, Nelumbonaceae. The record is from RefSeq and is a predicted model, not a curated record. Gene Ontology annotation, biological process: response to cold; response to heat; response to water deprivation.